Molecule: messenger RNA, 14849 nt
Organism: Diabrotica virgifera virgifera (western corn rootworm)
Lineage: Eukaryota; Metazoa; Arthropoda; Insecta; Coleoptera; Chrysomelidae
Product: phosphatidylinositol-binding clathrin assembly protein LAP-like
Exons: 13
Coding region: 201-2138 (645 amino acids)
Biological process (GO): clathrin coat assembly; clathrin-dependent endocytosis; synaptic vesicle budding from presynaptic endocytic zone membrane
Cellular component (GO): extrinsic component of presynaptic endocytic zone membrane; synaptic vesicle; clathrin-coated pit
Molecular function (GO): SNARE binding; 1-phosphatidylinositol binding; phosphatidylinositol-4,5-bisphosphate binding
Source: RefSeq, a predicted model, not a curated record
UGUCAGUCAGUGUCGCAACUGUCAGUUGUUUCAUUUUUACUUUUAGUUAGGAAUCAUCCAUUCUUAUCAACUCAUUUUAAUUACUGUUUUAUUUGCAACAUACGUUUAAUAUAUUAAGUGAGUGUAAUUAAUACUUCGUGCCUUCUUUCAACCGUAUAAUCGUCGUUAAAAUUAAGAAAUAGUGACUCAACAGGUGCAAUAUGACAGGAAGACUAGCAGGACAGACUAUAAAUGAUAGGCUUUUAGCUGCAAAACACAGUUUGGCUGGACAAGGUUUAGCCAAAGCGGUAUGCAAAGCAACCACAGAGGAAAUGAUCGGACCCAAAAAGAAACAUUUAGAUUAUUUAGUCCACUGUACAAAUGAACCAAAUGUUUCAAUUCCACAGCUAGCAAAUUUGUUAAUAGAAAGAUCACAGAAUACAAACUGGGUAGUAGUUUACAAGGCAUUAGUUACAGUUCACCACAUGAUGUGUUAUGGAAAUGAGAGAUUUACUCAGUACCUAGCAUCCAGUAACAGUACAUUUCAACUUAGCAACUUCUUAGAUAAAGGGGGACUUCAAGGAUAUGACAUGUCUCCAUUUAUUAGAAAAUAUUCACGAUAUCUCAAUGAGAAGGCCUUAUCAUACAGAACUACAGCCUUCGACUUUUGCAAAGUUAAAAGAGGGAAGGAUGAUGGCAUGUUAAGGACAAUGAACGCAGAUAAAUUAUUAAAAACUCUUCCCACUUUACAAAAUCAACUGGAUAUCCUAUUGGAAUUUGAUUGUUCCGCAAAUGAUUUAACAAACGGAGUGAUAAAUAUGUGUUUCAUGUUGCUUUUUAAGGAUUUAAUACGCUUAUUUGCCUGUUAUAAUGAUGGCAUUAUUAAUUUGUUGGAAAAAUUCUUCGACAUGAAUAAAAAACAGUGCCGAGAAGCUUUAGAUAUUUAUAAGAGAUUUUUAGUUAGAAUGGAUAGGGUAGCAGAAUUUUUGAAAGUUGCAGAGAAUGUAGGAAUUGAUAAAGGCGACAUACCAGAUUUAACAAAAGCGCCAAGUAGUUUACUAGAUGCUUUGGAACAACAUUUAAAUUAUAUGGAAGGCAAAAAACCAACAGGCCCUAAUCAAUCAAGUAAUGCCAGUAACCAGAAAAACAUCAAAUCUGGAGUAACGGCUCUCUCCACAACCAGUAACGCUUUUGGAAAUGUAGUGUCAAGUGCCAAAUUCGAUGCCAAUGGAAUAGACGAACAGAUGAAACUACAAAUUCUGGCCGAAGAAGAAGCUGCGAUCAACCAAUUUAAAUCUAAGGUAUCUUCACCAACAACCACAAUCAACAAUCCUUUCUUGAACAACACUCCAUCGUCAGCAUCCAACAGUAGCUCUUCAUCUCAGUUCGUAAGUUCUCCGUCAUUCGAUCUAUUUGCGGAUGAGCAACAGACACCGCCUAACCUGAAAGCAUCGGACGAUUUGCUGCAACUAUCAAAUCCUUUUUCAGACGCCUUCAGCCCUUCCAAUGCAAAUGCUGCAAAUGCAUUUGCACCUCAAAUACCUCAGCAGAACAAUAUUUGGAUGUCAAAUGGAAAUGCUUUUAGUGUACUGAGUCCAGGAAAUACUUCGGGCAUGCCGAAUGCUUCGUUGUUUGUGACUGAAAAUAAUUUUGCUUCUGUUUUUGGAGCCUCGGAAUCAAAAGGGACCAACUUUGAUGCCUUAGGAGGGGUUCUUCAACCGUCAAAUAUUGACGGUAAACAAGUAAAUAAUACAGCAAAUAUAAUUGAAAACAACAACCAGCCAUCUUCUUCCAACGGUCUACUUACGGGUGAUUUGGAAUCGAGCCUAGCAUCUCUAGCAGAAAAUCUUUCUAUCAAUAGUAGAACAGCUCCAAAGGGUGUUCAGUGGAAUUCUCCAGGAACCAAGACAGGAUCUAAAACAAGUUGGACACCACAACCUAUUUCAGAUACAACAGGAGCGGGUUAUAAACCAAUGAACCAAUCCAUGUCCAACGCUACUUCGCCGUUUAGUAGUAUAACAGUCACAUCACCUCAGCCACAAAUGUACCUACAACAUCCACAGAUGAUGAGCAUGCGCCCCUUAACAACGAUACAACCCAUGCCACAACUCAACCCAACAGUGAACCAGAUGGGACCGCAGAGUCUUCUUUUCCAUUGAUUAGGUAAUCCUCGUCUGUAAUAAGAGAUUUCCAGAUGUAUAAAAUUAUUUUUGUUAAAUAUAACGAAUAAUAUUAAUAUAUAUAUUUCAUAAAGUAAAUGUCUACAUGCAGAUGUUGAAAAGGAACAGAGACACAUCAUCUAUGUACCUAAUAAUAAAUUAUUAUGCUAUUCUGGAUGGUUUCUAUAAGGUCCGUUAAUUCCAGAUAUAACUAAUUAGUAGAUAAAUGUAAAAUUAACGGUUCUUUACGAAAUUUGCCAAGUAUGUAGUAUAUAGUAUAAAAUAUAGUCCAUUGCAACCUCUAGGAAGGGAUUCUGAGUACUGAAUAUUUAUAGUCCAUCUCACGUUUUUCGUUCAGUAUGGGUUAAAAGGGAAAAUAGAACAAUAUUGUCAAUAGUUGAUUUAUGUAACUAUUUUUUGCGUUUUUUCAUUUUCUCAUAUUUUUAUAAGUCGAGCUAUCUUUUGCUGCAGUAUAAUAUGUCCUUCUACUUUUAAUAAUUCUGCUGACACUACGCUUUCUCCAUGAUUUGCUUACACAGUGUCCAGUAUACACCGAAUAUUCAUCGGUAUAUAUUAUAUAACGACCUAACAAUGCAUAUUAAAUAAAUCAUACAAAAAUAUGACCCUGGCUACCUUGUUCUCUGCAUCUGUUUAUGUUUAAUAGAUAUGUAUGACCCAAUCUUAUUAUGUCUUCUAGUGCAAACAAAAUGGUUUUUCGUCCAACUUUCUUAUACUCAAAGCCAAUAAGUAAACAGCCUACGUAAAAGCCUAUUGUUCCCAUAGUGGAGUGCUAUUGUUGGAGUUGUGAAAUUAGAUAAACAAGGGAUCAUUUCAUACAACAGGUAGAUCGCUUGUUCAUGGAAUUCCACAGCUUCAACAAUAUCACCCCGUUGAGCUGACUAUUAAUGAGUGUCUUAGAUAACUGGUACUACUUUACAGUUAGGUUAACUGAAUAAUUAAUACCAUAGCUACAGAACACAAACAUUGACACAACAUUCAGAUGCUUGACAGAAUAUAGACCUGGCAACAACGCAACAGUAAAUAAUGAUAGAAUCAUUGAAAAAUGCAAAGAAUAAUAAAAUAGGUGUAUAGUCCAUAAGAGCCCAUUCUGAACGAAAAACUUGAGAGGGAGUAUACUUAAAAGUAUCUAAAAAUAUUUCUCUAGCAAUGUAACAACUCAAGUUCUAGACAACUAAUAUAAAAUGGCUCGUCCUUGAGUUUUGUAAAAAAUAUUCUUAAUCUCUAAUACCUAGAACCCAUUGAUAAAAAUAAUUAUUUGAUAGAUAUGGGUGUAUUGUAUGAAAACUAGAAUUUUUUAAAUCUGUAUUAUAACUAAUCUACAGAACUACUUUGAUCAUCUGCUGGAAGAGUACGUUCUUUUAUAUUGUGCCAUUUUUUAACUGCCUACUACGUUUUCAUGCGAUACAAACGUAUAUACUGCAUAUUAUUAUAUAAAAAAUCCAAUCUUGUAAAUUAGUUUAACGUUGGCACUAAUCACACUCUUAUAUUGAAUUCAAAUUCUUUGAUGUAAUAAGAUGUUAAUAAAUUUGUUGUACUCUCAUGAAAUAAACCAUGGAAUAUUUUGUUUUGUUGGACAAAAUUAUAUCAUUUUUGUGUGUGAUCGUGUUUACACAAUCCAGUAACUUUUAAAACCUCUGGAGACUAUCGCAUAAAUAACAGUGUAUCCAAGAUUAUUGAUAGGUGAUUUUCACUCCAAAGUCUAUAUCUUGCAAAGCCUGCUUGAAAAUUAUAUCAGAGUAGAUAUUAAAUAACAGAGGGGAUCGAAUGCAUCCUUGUCUGACCCCUCUUUGUAUGUAACAUUCGUCGGUUAAUCUCCCAUCGACUCGUACGACCGCUUUCUUCUUCCAAUACAAGUUUUGUAUUAAUCUUAGGUCUCUACCAUCAAUGCCUUUGGUUGUUAAUGUGUUACAUGCUGUACUCUACUAAAAGCCUUUUCGCAAUCGAAGAAAAUUAACCAUGAAAACUGAUAACAGCCUAUGGUCUUCAAUAAAGACUUGUCUCAUCUUCCUUUGGAACUAGGUGUUUUGGUAAACUUUGGUAAACCAAAUUUUUCUAAAAAUGUUGCGCUGUUGUUUCCAACAUUUUUCAUAUAUUUUUCUAUGGGACUUGGAAUGAGAAUUUCAAGAUAAUCAUUUUCUCAAAAUUCUUUCACAUUUUCCCAAAACAUUGUUUUGAACCACGAUACAAAAUAUUUGGAAUAGUUAAUCACAAACAAAAAUUAUUCCACUGUUUUUCCAUGAGGUAAUAAUGUUGAAAUAUAAUGUUGAUUUAUAAAAAUUUCACUGUAGUGCAAAUGCUAAUUUGAUGUUGUAAUAGCACAUUAAUAGUCUAUUUAGACAAAAUUUCUUCACUAGAUUAAUAUAUUAGUAGAAUUAAGAAUAUAACGAUGUGCAAUAUAAAUUAUCUUGGUCUAAAAUAAAAGAAAUUGUUAUUCGUCCCAUUUUUUAAUAUUAAUUUUAUUUUCCAAACAAUGUCUAAAAUAAUCUAAGUGACGCUUAUGAAAUAUUUGCUAAUAUUUAGUGUACAUGGUUAUUAAUUAUAAAUGUACCUCCCUCUAUAUUUUUAAUGCACACUUUAUACAACACGGUUAAAUUGAUACUAGAUAUACAGGGCAGCUCAAAAAAUGUGAACGUCAAAAUCACUUGGUGCUAUUAUACAGGUUAUGGUUGUUUUAGAGUAAUUUUAACGUUUAAAUCGAUAAAACUCCGUUUCAGAAACUGUUAGAAAAACAUGUAGGUGCUACUAUAGUAUGCGGUCUACCCCGAAGAUGUGGUCUACCUGUGCAGGUCUAUUAUAGUGUGAAGUCUACCGAUCGCAAUCUGAAAGUUCCUCAAGGAUUUGAGGCAUAUGAUGAAAUGUAAGAAAACUCUUGUAGAAAAAAAUAUUUAUUCACAAGUAAUAAACAUUUAGCGAACAAACGGUUUGUUAUCUUUCAUUAUUGUGUGCAAACCCUUUUGAGAAAAGAUUGUGGUGCUGUUUAGCAGCACAGGUACACAUUGCCGACAAAAAAAAUCUUUACAAAUUGAAUAAAACGCAUAAAUUAAAAGAAUUAUUAUUUUAAUUUAUCAAAUUAAUACUUUAUCAUAUCAAUUUACCAUUUUGGUUGGGAAUAGACCACAAAGUGGGCUUAUUUCCAAUUAAAAUAGUGAAUUGAUAUCCAUAUUCGUUGGAAUGUUGUUAAUAGUGUUGGUAGUAAUGUUGUUGGUUACCGUAGACUGUAGACGAUGUUCUUUAAAUACCUCCAUAGAAAAAAAAUCUAAAGGGGCAAUGUCUGGAGAUCUUGGAGGAAAACAAAUAUAGCCCUUUUGUGGAAUUAUUGUGCCUGGAAACAUUUAUGCCAGGGCGUUUAUUGAAGUUUAUGCUGUGUGUGGUCGUAGUCAUGAACUGUUGACAGUUAGCACGCGUCUGUUUCUGGUGUAGUUCGUUUGGAUUGAAUUAUUGGUGCGAUAUGCGAUCCAUGGUAUGCGCAAUAUUCUACCCUAGACUCACAUUUCAAUUAGCAUUAUACGCUUCGAAUCAGCUUUUUAAUGAUACAAGUUUCUGAAGCGUAGGUGGCGAUAGGAAAUAAUAACGCUCGAACAAGGCGUAAUUUUGUGUUUUUUUUGUAACAUCAGUGUUUUUCCAUAUUUUUGAGAGUUUGGCUAUUGCCGAUCUGGCCAUUGUGAUGCGUUGACGGAUCUCAUCUUCGCAUCCACUGCUGUUAGUAAUAACGAAAUCCUAGUAAUUAUCUCUACGCAUUUCUCUCUACCAUCUUUUAAUUACCAGAGAACGGCAGUUCUCGCCAGUGGCGCCCACCCAAACCCCCCUACAUGCGACACUAUAUAUACACGAAAUUUUCGAUUUUCUAAAUCUGACUGAAUUGAAAAUUGUGCCAACUCCCAUCUUAAAGUUCAGGAAAAGACUCGCCCAUUCAUAUGUCAACCAUCCAUUUUGGUCCAAGGGUGUGGAUUUUACGGCCCUUCCUAUUUAGGGUCUGUUUUUCGUUCUCGUCCCCAAAACUCCCAAAAACUUCAAAAAUUUAACUCAGAUCUUUGCGGCUUCUAAUAGAAGCGAUCAUUACCUUUCCAACGCAUGUCUAGUUUUGAAAAUCGGGUAUACUGUUCAAAAGUUACCGAGCUCAGAAAUAUGAGUCAAUUUUUAUUUAAAAAAGGGAAAAUGUUUGUGGAUAUGUAUGUAUGUAUGUAUGUGUGUGGAAAAGUUAAACCGAUCUGAAUUUUUUUUUCUGUGUUUGAAGAGGGGGUGAGAGCCGAUUCAGAACCGGUGUAGUUUGUGAGUUUUGACUAUCCAUAAGCCAGCUAUAGGACUUGGUAGGUACAAAACGGCAUAUUUUUUGGCAGUAUAUAUCUUCGGUUCAAGAGGAGACAGGAGAACAGUAAAUACACCAAAUUAAUAGCGUUGAGUUAAGCUUUCAAACGGUGUCUAAGCUGUCAGGAUCAGACAUACACACGGCUCAGUAUAGCCGAAAAACUGAAAAACUAAACUUUCAAAAUUUUGGUUUUUCGACAAUUACUCAAAAUUUCAACCUACGAAUUGCGCCAAUAACUGAGCGUUUGUAGAAGGACUCUAGACGAAUCUAACGAUGUAUACCUUAUAUCUGAGAAAAUUCGAAUUUUUAAGUUAUAGGCUUCAUAAGUAUGAUCAAAUCUAUUUCUUAUGGGAAAAACGGGUUUUCAAGCUCAAUAAUUCCUGUAAUAGCUUCAGUUAUCAUACUUGAUCUUAGAUGCAUAAGAUACUACUUGUCAAUGCGUUUCAAACUCAUGUUUAGUGAACAAAAUCGGUUAAGCCGUUUAGAAGUUAUUAAGCUACAAAAGUAUAAUCCAAUUAACGAUUAUUCCCUAAAUGGUUUAUGUAGUUAUAGUGGUUACGACGCUAAUUUGAUCUGGUAACGGGCAAUCGGAGUUCAUUUACCGGCCAUCCCAAUAUUUUUUUCAAUCUAUAUCGAAUAGAAAAAAAAAUCUAGUGUACAUUCGAUAGACACUAGAUCAUUUGGGAGAUAAUGCGACAAAGGCGACCAUUUAUAAAGCUUAACGUGUAAUCGAGAAACAUUGCAUUCAACUUUAUACAUUUAAUUUAUAAAUAACUUUGAAAAAGUCCUGAUACAAGAAUAAAAAACCGCUAAACGCCGUAAAAAUGAGUGGCGCAUACAAUAUUCCAGCUACAAAAGAUCUGAUAUGAAUAUUACGUGGCGCGAAAAUGUAUUUUCAUUUUGAUGCAAAACAAAAUUCUAGUUUUAUUUUAAAAGAUUUUUUCAUAAUAUUUGCUAAAUUUGAAGUAAACGCGCCACAAAAGAGUUUCAAAAUUCAAACUGUAUCAAAGUUAUUUUUUUGUGGCGCGUUUUACUUAAAAUUUAGCAAAUAUUAUGAAAAAAUCUUUUAAAAUAAAACUAGAAUUUUGUUUUGCAUCAAAAUGAAAAUACAUUUUCGCGCCACGUAAUAUUCAUAUCAGAUCUUUUGUAGCUGGAAUAUUGUAUGCGCCACUCAUUUUUACGGCGUUUAGCGGUUUUUUUAUUCUUGUAUAGAUAUAUCACACCGAUUAUAAUAGAAGAAAGUAUCUUUAUAACAUAAUAUUUUUUUUCUCUUAACGUGUGUAUAGAAAAAUAUAGACUGUGUCCGUUUAUAAUAAAUAAUCCUGUGUGUCAUUUAUAAUGACCAUUCAAUCUAUUUUGGUAAAAUAAAAAUCUAAAGAGGUCUCAUUUGCUUUGCUUUAGUCUGCUUAAAUGCAUUAGACAAUCGUAUAAAAAAUGUACCAAUGCACUAGAUUUUUUAAACAUUGAAUGGACAUUUCGUUUUAAUUCGUUUAAGAAAUUGAAAUAUUUUUGUACAAUAUUUUACAAAAGAAAGUAUUUUCAAUAUUUCUAUUAAUGUCAAACAUUAACUGAUUAAGAACCAAUUUUUCAUAUAUCUAUUUAGAAGAUUGACCAAAUUUUUCUGUACAAUUGGUUGUUAUUUUUGUAUUAUAGUUAAAUUUCAUUCAAUGUAGACAGAUAAGAAAUAGGAGACUAGUAAUAAAUCCAGGGUUGGGCAUAAAUCAGCUGGAAAAUUUGCAAAAAUGAAUAGGAGUGAUGCCUGGCGACCUUGGAGGCCACGAUUCGUUUCCACCUCUAGUGAUCCAUCCAGGAAAAUCCAUAAAUAACAUUAAAAAAGUUAAUAACCAAUUUUACAUAUUUUUCGAAUAAUACAAAUUUCACAACCACGCAUUGUCAAAAAAUUCUACAGGGUUGUAACAUCAACAGACAAUCAUUUGUUAUAAAAUUAUUAUAAUUAAUACUUUGUAGUUUUUUGGCAAUGUGGUACUUAUUUUUCAUAAAAAUAUUUGUUAUAAAACAUGUUAUGUGAAACAUUUGUUAUAUUUAAUCGUGCAUAUCUGGUAAGUGUCUUGAGAUUAUAAAUAUUUAUUCGCAUGUUGAUGGUUCCGUUUCUCCAUCAUGCUUUAAUGAAGAAGUAUUAUCAUACUUCGAUUCUGUUUUAUUUCAAAAUCGAUUGUUUAGUGUCAAAAAAUGAAAUCAAUGUUUGUCGCCAAUGGGAUUCAAUAAUUUAAUUUCCGUUUACUAUACAUUGCAAUAACUAAUGAAAUAAAAAAGCGGUUUUGAUUGAUAAAAAACAAUAUUAAGUUCUGAACAAAAAAUGUAAAAUAAAUUAAAAACCCUACGUUAAGAUAGGCAAAAUGCCCUCAGUCCCAGAAUUAAAUUUUUGCGUUUUUUUACGUUCUAUGUGAUAAAAAAUAAGACUCGGCGCAAUUUUAACCCGCCACCCUUCCUACAAAAACGUCAUUUUUUCGUUUUCAUUUUUUUGGUAGGAAUUAAUCAAUUUAAAAAUUUUAAAAAAUUUACAAGCAUAGUUGAGGCUUUUACAAAAUAUGUCUAUUUUUUAUAGGUCUGUAGGUUGAGUGUACAUAAGCUCAAAUGCAUUUUUUUUUUCGAAAAAAAGCGUAUUACUUUUUUUUGGAGAUGACUGCAGAUCUAAUUUUGUUUUUUUUUGUCUAUUAUAUCAAAUACUACACUGCGCGUCAUAGAAAACGGCCACCCUAAAAAUGGGUCAUUUUUGAUGUUGCGUAUCUCCUUAACCUGUUUAACCCGAUCCUUAACCGAUUUAAGUGAUUUUUUGAAUAUGUUAUAGCCUUAUUCUUUGUCAAUAUCCCUGUAAUAAUAUUUUUGCGAAGCAGGUAAAUUUUCAUUGUAUACCGGGUGUACGAAUCAAACUGUGUUUUUUUCUCAAAGUUCGCAACACCCUGUGGAAUGUUCUAGCCUUUAUAAAAUACUGAAAUUAAAUCCCGACUAUGGCCUCAGGUUUUCUGAACAUUCUGUUUUUGAUUCAUUCUCUUAUGUUGGAUAAUACAGCAGUUAUGUACUUUAACAACUAGUCAUGUUCUUUAUCAGUAUAGGUUGUUUGUAAAAAAGUGCGACAAACUUUAAGGGGCAAUUCUGCAUAAAAAAAUAAUGACCGUUUGCUUUAUAAACUUAUGUCCGCAAAUGCUUCGUUUACGAGAUACGGGAUGUUAAAUUUUUUUUACAAACUGACGAUUUAUUUCAUUGCCCUAAAACCGGUUGAUAUAUGCAAAUGAAAUUUGGUAGGUUCUAAGAGUAUUGCGAAUUUUUUGACUUGCAAUCAAGAAUUUUAUAUUCACUAUUGGCGUGCAUACGGGUAAUAUGACCGAUCAUUUUACCCGUAUGCACGCCAAUGGUGAAUAUAAAAUUCUUAAUUGUAUAUCAAAAAAUGUGCAAUAACUACGUCUUAAAACCCACCAAAUUCCAUUUGCAUAUCUCUACCGGUUUUAAAGCAAUAAAUUAAUCCUCAGUUUGUAAGAAAAAAUUCAACAUCCCGUAUCUAGCAAACGAAGCAUUUGCGGACAUACGAUUAUAAAGCAAACUGUCAUUAUUUUUUAAUGCAGAAUUACCCCUUAAGGUUUGUCGCACUUGUUUAGAAACACCCUGUACUGAAAAAAAAACGUGUCUAAUUGUUAAGUACCUAACUUUUGUAUUAUCCAACAUAAGCGAAUGAAUCAAAAAACAAAAUGCUGAGAAAUCCUGAGGCUAUAGUUGAGUUUUAAUUUCAGUAUUUUAUAAAUUCUAGGAUAUUCCACAGGAUGUUGCGAACUUUGAGCAAAAAACACAGUUUGAUUCGUAAUAAGGCUAUAAGAUAUUCAAAAAAUCACUUAAAUCGGACAACAAAUUUAGGAGAUACGCAACCUCAAAAAUUACCCAUUUUUUAGGGUGCCCGUUUUCUAUGAGGCACAGUUUAUAUUUCUGAUUUUUUUCAGAUUUUUCCGCAAGGUGCGUCACCUUAAAAAACCCGAAAAACUGAGUUUUUAGUAGCUUUUGGAUAUUUCCAUUUUGAAUGUUUGAGUUUUCAGGUUUUUGAAUGUGGUGCACCUUACGUAAAAAUCAGAAAUAUAUAUAGUUUAACACUUAAGAAAAAAUCCGUUUUGAGAUUAUGUAGACUCUAUCUAUAGGAUCUGAAGGAAUUAGAUAACACUUCCACUCGUGUCUUCAAUUAUUAUUCAUUAAAUUAAUUCAUUAAACUUCUCAUUAGCACAACCACAAAUCUUUGUUUUUUGCUAUAUUUGAAACUAUUUGAAAAAUUUUGCUAUAUUUGAAAAGUAUUUUUUUUUAAUAAGUUAAUGAAGAUUUGGCUAAUUUGGCAUCUCUUACCCGCUUUUCCCAAGACUAUGAUAAAUAUGAGACACCUUUUAACGCAUCUCCCUCUUGUAAUCCUAUUAAGGAUUACAGUUUUGCGAAAAAUUGUAGUUUUUAUCGAUUUUUUAGGAUUAAACAAUCGAGAUUUGAGAACGGUUGUUGCAGUAUUUAUUACCUUUUAAAUAUUAAGCGAUCUUAGACAGAUCUGCUAUUUGUUUGUUAAUGCAAAGUGAGUGUUGCCGUCCAUACAGAGAGAUUUUGUUAUUUUAAAAGUUUUAAACGUACUAUAUGUUAAAAUAGAGUCAUGAUGCAGAAACAUAUUUUUAGAUAUACAGUAAGCGCUACGCUAGUAGACACGGGUACCUAGUUGCUAGACUUGAGCUAAUCCGACCCGUUGUCACCUGUGACUUUCAUGUCUGUCAUGUCAUGUGACUGACAUGAAACUAUUCAAAAUAAUUGUUUGCUUUAAAAAAACUUAUUCAACUUUAUUUUACAACUUUAACACAAUGACAACUAUAAACUUCAAAUACAACUGUCCAUAAAGUAAAGCAUAAAUUCGUUAUUUCGUAAACCGGCGACUUUAAGGAAAAAUCCCGAAACAGGUCGAUUUUUAUUUUUAAAUUACGAUUUUUUGGCGUAUAUAUCACAUUAGUGACGUCAUCCAUCUGGACGUGAUGACGUAAUCGAUGAUCUUUUAAAUGAGAAUAGGGGUCAUGUGAUAGCUCAUUUGAAAGGGUAUUCAAUUCUCUAUUAACUAAUAUAAACAUUAACAUAAUUAUUUAUACAGGGUAUUCAAAAAAACAUUUUUUUUUAUUAAAAUAAUUGAGACAAAAAGAAGAAUGUAUGUAAUUAAUUUAUUUUAAAAUACAUGUUACUAAUGUCAAAAAACAGAAAAAAAAUUUAUUUGACAAAUAAAAAUUUAUUUUCGCUUAAACGAAACUGUCAAGAGGUAGGUGGGUGGUAGCUUUAACAUUAAAUUUAAGCAAACAACAAUAUUUAUUUGUUAAAUAAACAUUUUUUCCUGUUUUCUGACAACAGUAAAAACUUUAAAUUACAUACUUGAAUUAAAUAAAUUACAUACAUUCUUCUUUUUGUCUCAAUUAUUUUAAUUAAAAAAAUGUUUUUUUGAACACCUUGUAUAAAUAAUUAUGUUUAUGUUUAUAUUAGUGAAUAGAGAAUUGAAUACCCUUUCAAAUAAGCUAUCACAAGACCCCUAUUCUCAUUCAAAAUAAUCAUCGAUUACGUCAUCACUCCCAGAUGGAUGACGUCACUAGUAUGAUAUAUAUGCCAAAAAAUCGGAAUUUAAAAAUAAAAAUCGACCUGUUUCGGGAUUUUUUCUUAAAGUCGCCGGUUUACGAAAUAAUGAAUUUAUGCGUUACUUUAUGGACGCACUGUAUAAACUGUCAACUUUCUAUGUUUAUAUUGGUUUCUGUACAGUUUCUGACGUUCUAGACGUCAUUAGACAUAAAAGUAAACAGUGCACCACGUGAAGGGUCCAGGACUGUAUUAUCUCAAUGUAUCCGUCUGUCUAGUAGCGUGGCGGUUAUUGUACAUAUUACACGUAGGUGAAUAUAUUAAAAGGUCUAUUAAAAGCCAAUAAAUCUUACAACAACCUAACUAGACUUGACGAAAUUUUCGAAAUGCCGUACUUUUGGCAUUAGUUGUUGAUUUGUUCAAAGUUGUGUCUUAGAAAAAUCGUGUUGUUCGCAGGUGGUACAAUUAUUAGUUUUUGUAUUGUAAAUAUAAUUUUAGUGCACUUUAUGAGGCGUUCAAGCCAACGAUUUUUUAUGCGUAUUAAUACAAUGGGGUUUACUUUAACUUUAAACAAAUCAACAAUGUUUGGGUAGUUAUUAUUAUAUAGCUCUAUAAAAUUGUAAGUAUAACAAAACCAGUAUAAUCUCUGUUACGUCUAAUUUCCUUUUUAGUAGUGUCUGACAUAUAUCUAUAUAAGAAAAUUUGCUGUCAAAAAAACAUGUUGGUAAUUUGCAGUUAGUUUUCUAAUCUUCUAUUUCUAUCUUCUACUUUUAAUUCUUCUUUAGGCCUCUCCUUGUGUUUUCCAUAUUCGCCUGUGUUGAGCUAUCUGGUGUCAGUUUCUUCCUGUCUUUUCUUUACAUCAUUUAAGCCCGCCACAGCCUCUAAUAGUCUAGGCGUCAAAUAGAGGUCACCGUGUCCUUUUCAUUUCUGAUGGACAAACUCAACGGUUUCUUAUGGAUUUUUGGCUGCUUAUUACGAAUUUCGAGGGUGGAUUUCGAUCCGAGUGGUCAAAAAAUUGUUAUAAACAAUUUAAUUUAUAAGGCUCUGGCUCAUAAACUAAAAGAGAUAAAAAAAAUGUUUCAAAUAAAAUUUGUUCCUUAAUAAAAAACGAAGACAAGAACGUUUAUUAAACUUAAAUCCAACAAUUAGAACUCAAGAUAUUGUAAAAUUAAUGCACAAUGCAAAUUGCAAAAUAAGUAUUUUUCGAAGCUUUAACGAUCGCAACUCGGUUUCUACGCAUACAAUUAAGCCUAGGAAGGUCUCAUUUUAAAGCCUAAUUAAUAGGCUUCCAAACAAAUUGGUUAAAUUACUUUAUCUUCAUUGGGCUUAAAGUUAUACCCGAUUCAAGUUGUUAUAAUUUUCUUAAAAAAAUUGUACAUUAAUUUGUUUAUAAGGGUUUCAAGCAAAUUUGAGCUAUAAACAUUUAUACUUUAAUUAACAAUAAUGAUAGAAGAACUCGAAAGGAACAAUUUGCGCCUAUGGAAAAGAUAUCGAUGUUUUAAUGGCGCGCCAUAAGGCGCAAGAUCGGCUCACAGUCAAGUAAGUAUUUUUCGACGCUUUAUCGAUCGUAACUCGGCUUCUACGCAUGCAAAUGAGCUUUUCAAGGUCUCAUUUUAAAGCCUAAUUAAUAGGCUUCCAAACAAAGUUUGCCAAAUUACUUUAUCUUCAUUUGUUUUAAAAUUAUACUCGUUUGAAGUUAUAAUUUUCUUAAAGAAUUUUGUACUUUGCGCCUCAUAGCGCGCUAUUAAAAUAUCGAUAUCUUUGCCAAAAAUAAACUUACGAACAUUUUCGUAAGUUCAAAAUGUUUCUUUUGAGUUCUUAUAUCAUUAUUGUUAAUUAAAUUAUAAAUGUUUAUAGCUCAAAUCUGCUUGAAACCCUUAUAAACAAAUUAAUGUACAAUUUUUUUAAGAAAAUUAUAACUUUAAACGGGUAUUUUUAAAUUUUAAAUUUAAACCAAAUGAAGAUGAAGUAAUUUAACAAACUUUGUUUGGAAUCCUAUUCAUUAAGCUUUAAAAUGAGAUCUUCUCCGGCUCAUUUUCAUGCGCAGAAACCACGUUACGAUCGAUACAGUUUCGAAAAAUACUUAUUUUGCAAUUUGUAUUGUGCACUAAUUUUACAAUAUCUUGAGUUCUAAUUGUUGGAUUUAAGUUUAGUAAACGUUUUUUUUAGGCCUGGAGUUGAAUGUGUUGAUGUCGUCGAUCCAUCUUUUUUGCGCUCUAUGCCUCGUUUAUGUUCUUUUGGUCGACAUUGUAUUAUUAUCUUUGCCCACUUAUCUUGCCUGCUUUCUUUUGCCGCAUGUCCUGCCCAUUUUCAUUUAGAUUUUGCGAUAGCUUCGAUAACAUAUUUUACUUUGGUUCUUGUUCUUAGAUCUUCGUUUCUAAUAUGAUCUCUUAUGCUUACAUUUAUCACAAGUCUCUCAAUAACUCUGAGUUGUUCUAAGUCUAAGGAGAGUCUGGUUAGUAAGUGUCAAGGUCUCCAUUCCAUAAGUCAAGACAGGAAGGAUACAUGUGUCAAAAACCUUUCGUUUUAAAUUAACUGGGAUUUUUGGGUCUUUCAUAAUAAAGCUUUAUUAUAAAAGCUUUGUUAUAAAAGUUUUCUAUUAGCUAUAACGACUUUGCUAAUAUCUACCCUUCGCAACUGUUAACAUUGUCUAGAACUUAUUACGUUUAAAAUUUCGUCUGGUCUAAAUGUAAGUCUGUUAAAAUAUAUGUAUCAUUAGCUUUGUAUCAUUAAUUUGAAGUAUUUCUUUGAUUCUUUAAAUAUUAUUGACUGAAAGAUAAGUCAUUAAAAUAUUUUUCGGAAAA